This is a messenger RNA of Pogona vitticeps (central bearded dragon), 1918 nucleotides long. Lineage: Eukaryota; Metazoa; Chordata; Lepidosauria; Squamata; Agamidae. The record is from RefSeq and is a predicted model, not a curated record.
GGUUCGGCGAAUGAGAAAGCCCUUCCUCCGUGUGGAGGCGGUCCUUGCGCGAGCCAAUGGGAGCGGCCGUGAGGUCCAGAGGCGCGCAGGCGCGGGUGCCACCAGGAAGUGCGGGGCUGUUGCGCUGCAGGCGAGCGGGAGGGAUGGAAGGAACGGGAGCAGAGCGGUGCCUGUCUGUGGAGGCCUUUGCCCAAGUGGCUGAGGAGGGCGUCUCCAGCCCCCAGUUCACGGGGCUGUGCUCGUGGCUUGUGUCAGAGCUCCGAGCCCUUUGCCCUCUUGAAGAGGACGUGAACCCAACUCAAGGUCCCGAAGAUGCUGAGAUGUUCCAGAUCGAGGUGAGUGGCCUUCUUGCUGAGCUGUGCUGUCCAUAUCCCUCACUAACGACGGGAGAUGUAACGGCAAGACUCAGCACCCCCGAGAGCUGCCUCCAGCUGCUGUGGCUUGCUUUCCAACCCACUGAUCCUCCUGGUGGUCCUUCCUUUGAACUUGCUCCAAUUUUGGAGGUCCUUUCCGCUCUGCCUCCUGAGCACCAGCAGAUGGCGCCCCUCCUAAAGGUCCCUCUGAGUUCUGAAGAAUGGGCAACCUUGGGGGAAAUCCAUGAAACCCUCCAGACAGAGUAUCGAUGUCGCGAACGUAUGAUGAUCACCCGUCUGGAUGUCACCGUUGCUUCCUUCCAUUGGUCCGAGAGGGCAGAGGAGCGCAGGGCAGCCAUGGCAGAGGCCUUCAAACGCUUCCGGCAGUCUCUGCCAGGCCAGUCCCCGGUCACCCUGGCUCAUCUGUUGGCAGCUAGAGAGGACUUCUCACGCAUCGUCAAGACCAGCAGCGGCGCCUCCCGGGACAAGACCAGUUGUGCCAUCAACAAGGUGCUGCUCGCAGGUGACGUCCCAGACCGGGGUGGCCGUCCGAACGAGAUAGAGCCUCCCAUGCCGACGUGGGAAAAAAGGCGCUCAGGUGGGGGAAGCAGCAGCCAGCGCUGGGGCAAGCGGGGGAAGAAGAAGAAGAAAUGACGGGGAGAUCCCGGCCUCGUUCAGCUCAGGCCGCAGACCUCGGGGAGGUGAACUACGGAGAGAGGAUCCGCAGAUUUCUGAGUUCGCUUCUCACUGAGCGAGUGGCUCCUAGCGAGCUAGGCUCAGGCUUCGCACAGGGUGGCUCUCGGGGUCCCCUUCUGCAGGGUGGAGGUAAAAGAGGUUUAAAACAAGUGUGCAGUUAUGUCUGACUUGGAGUGGAGAGGGCAGGGCGCUGCUUUUGAUAGGCGCAUGUUUGCGUAGAUGCCUUCCCUUUUAAAAAGCUGGCUCCGAGGACCAGAUAUUUGUGUCUCCAAAUCCAUAAUUUAGUGCUACUGGAUUGUUCUUUUGAGUUGCUUUCCGGGAAGGAAGGAGAACCACUGAAGCUUUUUUUUUUUAACGUUAUCCAGUAUUCUGUUGCAUUACUCAGUCACACGAGAAUCUUCCCCACCCUGCUCCAGUGGGCAUGAUCCUGCUGGAGCAAGGGAAUGCACACACCGUUACCCUUAUGCUCUAAAUAGGGUGUGCGGGAUCUGUGGAUUGUUUGCACAAGAUGACUUGGAGUCUAAAAGAGGUCAAAAUUCCUGGGCUGCAGAAAAUUAAGGUGGCCAGAGAGGACUGCCAUUGGGCUCCUUGUCCUCCCUAUGAUUGGCUUUCACUGAUGCAUGUGAGUGUGGGAUGUCCUGUCUUGUUUUAAGGAGAGGAAAAUGUUAAAAAUGGUAAGCUGUGUGAAGACUUGUUGAACACUAUUUAGCUGUCAGUUGCUGGAUAGGAAAAUAACUUAGAUGCAGAGUUUUGAUCCUAUCCCAUCCUCUCUUAUCAAUUCAAUGCAGGCAGAUGAACAUAAUCCAGAUUACAUAACCUGGGUGCAGUUUAGUCCAGAUACAACUCUGGUAUUAAAUUUGUAAUUCAAA